Molecule: messenger RNA, 2270 nt
Organism: Stegastes partitus (bicolor damselfish)
Lineage: Eukaryota; Metazoa; Chordata; Actinopteri; Pomacentridae
Product: ferritin, heavy subunit-like
Exons: 5
Coding region: 149-682 (177 amino acids)
Biological process (GO): iron ion transport; intracellular iron ion homeostasis
Cellular component (GO): cytoplasm
Molecular function (GO): ferrous iron binding; ferric iron binding
Source: RefSeq, a predicted model, not a curated record
CAGACUGCGCCGCUGACACGGACAGACAGCAGCACCGUCUACUAGUCUGACAAAUACCAGCCUAAUUAUUAUAAAUAAUAAUAUUGGACCGUAUCACAAACAGGCUCAAUUUCUUCAGUACAAAGUGAGGAGUCGUCAAAAAGCAGAAAUGAGUUCGCAAAUCCGACAAAACUUCCACCAGGACUGCGAGGCUGCCAUUAACCGACAGAUAAACCUGGAGCUGUACGCCUCUUAUGUUUAUCUCUCCAUGGCGUACUAUUUUGAAAGGGAUGACAAAUCCCUCCCAAAUUUUGCAAAGUUUUUUCACAAACAGUCCAAAGAGGAGCGUGAGCACGCAGAGAAGCUGAUGAGUCUGCAGAACAAGCGGGGAGGCAAAAUUUUUCUGCAGGAUGUCAGGAAACCUGAUAGGGACGAGUGGGGGAGCGGCCUGGAGGCUCUGGAGUGCGCCCUGCAGCUGGAGAAAAGCGUAAACCAAUCCCUGCUGGACCUGCAGAAAAUGGCGUCCGAGCACAAUGACCCUCAUAUGUGUGACUUCAUAGAAACACAUUACCUGGAUGAGCAGGUGAAAUCUAUCAAAGAGCUCGCCGACUGGAUCUCAAACCUGCGCCGUAUGGGAGCUCCGCAGAGUGGCCUGGCUGAGUACCUCUUUGACAAACACACCAUGGCUGAAGAAGGCAGCUAAACUAAGCUGUGAAACCAGCCUGACACCUGCUACAGAUGACAACAUAACACUGUUAUAUUUAUGUUUGUUAGCUGUUUUAAAAAGCCAUAGAUACUGUAGCUUUCUAAACUGGACUGCUGCAGAUAUCCCCGUAUUAUACUGACUGUUUUAAUGUUUAAAUAAAUAUUUGCUUCUCCUUGAGCAUUAAGUGUGAGUGGAGGCUGCAAUAUGUCAGUGUUUUAUAUUAAGUGGAAUUACAUUGAUUUGAAAAAUGAUCAUUCAGCUUUGAUUGUUUGUAAUUAUCUUAAUGGAAGGAAAAAAAAUAUACAUCUGUUAGAUAAAAUUAUUAUUUUCUGACUUCUUGAAUUUUUAUUUUAUUUGUUUGUGGAAUACUGGAGACUUUUGCUUCUCUUUAAGCAGCCCUAGGAGGAGCUAUUGCUUUUUAGUUUAAGUCCACAUAAAAGCCAUAACCUGCGAUCAGGGGUGCAAAGAAGACAUUUUUUACAUCGUUUUAAAGGUGGAGUGAAUCAUUCUCAUCCAAUACACUCUGUUGAGUUCUGUGAAUAUUUCCUGGCGGUCUGCUAGCCGUCCUGUGUUCAAAAUUUGUGUACUUAGCUCUGGCUUUGUACAUUUUCCAUACAACAGAGUGAAUUCAAACGAUUUUUAAAACACUGCUCCCCCUUUUUGUGCACUGUAGAGGAGAUGUGAGAAACAGCAUUACCCAGUUCUCACAUCACUAUUUCCCAGGCAAAAAGACUAGCAGGAAGCCAGUUUCAGCACCACAGGGCUCUGCUCCUGUGCUCAUGGCGCAGACUGAGAAUCCCAUCCUACUUGGCCUCUUCUGUGCAGCAACCACUGCAGCAGAUCAUCUAGCUCCACCAGGGAAGGGAUGGACUCUGCAGCCGACUCCAUGGUUCUACUAGCCGGUAAAAGCAAUAGCAACAGCUAACUCACUAGUUUUCACUCAAAUGAUGUUUUGUUUCCGUCAUAAGACAGAGAUGUCCAGAUUCUACACAUGACUUUUUUUGGUCAGCAAGGCCAGUUGUUAUUAUUAUUGAGGUGACAAUGUGGGUUUGUUAAUUUCGGGCAGAGGUCUCCGUAGGAACUCUGAAGGCUAAGUUCAGAUACCAACAAUUGUCCUCAGGAAUGGCUUUCUCCACCUUUAAGGAAUCACAGGCCAAAAACAUGGGACCACAACCACAGACCAAGAUAUUGUUGUUACGUUAUGUAUUGCUUGAAACACUGCAUUAGCAAUUGAGUUUUACUUCUUUAUUUGCUCAUUAUUAUUUACUGUUAAUUCUGGGACCACUGUAUAAAGCUGCUACCUACUUAUUUUUUACUUCUUUAUGUGUUGGACAUCACAAUCUAAGUUUGGUACACUGGCUGCAUACUUUUAAAGAAAAUCAUUGUUGAAUUGUUUGUGCACAUUUUAUGUCACGAACUAUUACAUCUGAUACACACUCAUGUAAACGGGGAGGUUAUAUGCAUUAAAAAUGUUUCUUCACAGCCGGUCAGAUUGCUUCUAUAGUAUUUGUAGUUUUGAAUUUAAGUCAAAAUGUCCAUACAAUGCACUCCUGUAAUCAGAAAAUAAAGUAGUAAUGUACAAAUA